Messenger RNA from Episyrphus balteatus (marmalade hoverfly), 1235 nucleotides. Its product is annotated as mitochondrial 2-oxodicarboxylate carrier. Bases 260 to 1171 code for a protein of 303 amino acids. The record is from RefSeq and is a predicted model, not a curated record. The transcript has 3 exons. Lineage: Eukaryota; Metazoa; Arthropoda; Insecta; Diptera; Syrphidae.
ACCACACAGGAAUUCCACCCUCGACUCAAUUGCAAACAAAUUCCAAAAUAGUCUUCGAACGAUUGAGUUCUAGUAUAGUACAGUACCAGAAUCUGUUUCGUCGUCAAUACGAAUACACAUCGUCAUCGCGAUUUAUAAUAGGAACAAAACAGAAACGGCAAGUGAAUUCAACAACUUGAACUUACUGCCAGACAGAAACAGAUUGUUUGAUUAAAGUUUGCUUUUUAUCAAUUUUAGACAAAUAUUAAAGUUACAAAAAAUGACAGAUCCUCAUAAAGAAAUUCCGCCCUUGAAACGAGCUGCCCUGCAGGUGGUAGCCGGUGGAUCGGCAGGAUUUGUUGAAGUUUGCAUCAUGCAACCACUGGAUGUGGUGAAAACACGAAUGCAGUUGCAAAACACCAAAACAUUGUCCAAGAACCAGUACACUGGCGUUUUUGACUGUUUUGGAAAAAUGUACAAAAAUGAAGGACUGUUAUCUUUUUGGAAAGGUAUCCUUCCACCUGUCUUAGCCGAAACACCCAAAAGAGCAAUUAAAUUUGUUUGCUUUGAGCAAUGUAAGCCACUGUUUUUGUUCGGAUCACCAACGCCAACACCAUUGACAUUUUCGUUAGCGGGUCUUACAGCUGGUCUUAUCGAAGCUAUAGCUGUUAAUCCAUUUGAAGUUGUAAAAGUUGCUCAGCAAGCCGAUCACUCACGAAUGAAGGAAGCCCCCGGCACUUGGGCUGUUACCAAAGAAAUCAUCAAAAAAGACGGCUUUGGUUUUCGUGGUCUAAACAAAGGUGUAACUGCCACCAUGGGUCGCAAUGGUACAUUCAAUAUGAUUUAUUUCGGAUUCUAUCACAGUGUGAGAGACUAUGUUCCUGCUUAUGAAGAUCAAACCAAAGAAUUCCUUAGGAAAGUUGCAAUUGGAUUUACUUCCGGAACAAUAGCCUGUUUUGUGAAUAUACCUUUUGAUGUGGCAAAGAGUCGAAUUCAAGGUCCACAACCGCAACCGGGUGUUAUCAAAUACAAGUCAACAUUUGGAUCUAUUCUAACGGUGUAUAAGGAGGAGGGAUUUAGAGCUUUGUACAAGGGUAUUGUGCCAAAGAUAAUGCGAUUGGGUCCGGGUGGGGCAAUAAUGUUAUUAGUUUUCGAAUAUGCCUAUGAGUUUUUGCAAGACAACUAUGCAUAGAUUUAAAUUAAAAAAAAAACAAAAAAUCUUGACAACCGUCGAAGUUGUUUCUUUUACAUUCAAA